CCUGUGGCCACAGUCCACUGCUGGACAUGGGUGCUGAAAGUUAUGGCUGGCAGGGAUGCGGCAGGGGCGUUUGCACAGAUCAGGCACGUUUGACUAAUACGCGUGCGAUGUGCCGCGAAAAGUAGGUAGCAUCUGUGGUGGCUUCAGUCCUUUCGGAAAUCAAAGUCUUCAAGCUUGGAAGAGGCAAACAGAAGGAGCGGUUUGAAGCUGAAGGCCUGAUUGCUGCGUCUUUGUGGUUUCUGGCAGAAGCUAGAGAAAGAAUGUGUAGCUGAAAGAUCUAAGCAGCGAUUAGCCAGCUUGAUCUAAGUAGGACACUUCUAUGUACUAAUGAACGGGAGUCGCCGAAGGGGUGGGAGAAAAGUGCAAUGCAAGAGUGCUGAAAUGUGGUUGGUGGCCCUGCCAGUUUGUCGGCCAUGGGGGUCUCCGUUCGCUGGUCCGAUGUGGGGCCCCAGAAGGCACUAGCCGUAAUGGCUUCCUUCGCCAAGCGGUUGCGGGCAUGGUUCAGUCUUGAACCAGAGAGGCGUGCGCGGACUCGCAGGGUGGUCAAGGAGGGGCUAACUAGGGGCGGCUUCUUUCUGAUGGGCCUCCUGCUGGCGUGGCUGUGGAUGAUGCUGAUUGGGCGCAGCAUGACCAACCGCUGCUGGCUGCCAGGGGCGCUGCUCCAAUGGAGGCAUAGAGACGGCAGUCACAAAGUCAUCGACGUCCGACUUUCUGGUCGGUACAAUGGUUCAUUGGUCAUCCCUUUCAAUGCCAGCCUCGAGGAAGCGCGAAGAAAGCACGUUUCAAAGCUGGCCUCUGAGACUGGACCAGUGUUCCGAAGAAAACGACGGUCGUUGUUACAGAGAACGGGGGCUACGGAGAACAAGGCAGCUGAAGGGGGAGCGGAGUUGGAAAAGCAGGUCAUCGUGGGAUUAGAAGAAACGACAGUCAAGUUUAAUCAUGAGUUAGAAGGUAUUGACGUCAAGCACACAGGAAAAGCGGGCGAGGCGGUUGGCAGAGGGUUGCAAAUUUUGAGAAACCAGGAUAGCGAUAGCGGUACACUCUCAGCGACGGAGUUGAGCGGAACCGAUGGAGGCGCACUGAGCGAGAGUGGACAGAAUGGUGUCUUAGGAGUAGGAACUAGACAGGGGACAGAUAGGAGCGCACAGGCGACGGAGUCAUUUAUCGACGGUGCCGGGUCAGGGCGUGCGCUAUCUAUGCAAACGGGGGGCAGUGUAGACAGUCAGAUUGUAGGUACGGGUGCCAUCCACGGUAACCGGUUGGACAGUCAUUUAACAGGGGGGCAACGAAGCGCGGCGGGGCGGUUGCAGAGAUCUGAGGAAGGGCGUAAUUGGAUUGAGACGGGCAAGGGGUUGACGGCUUUGCACCAGGGUGCGACCAGACUUUUGCAAGCCGGGGAGGAGACGGAAGACGGAGAACGCUCUCGGGGCGUAACGGACGUGGUAACGUUGGGGAAGGACGGAAACCCUCUGACAGUGGUCACUCGGCCGCACCCGAGAACUAGGUUGAGGAAUCUGGUGUUUGGCAUCGCGGCAACGGCGGCCACGUGGAGCGAGCGGAAGGAGAUCCUGCGGCUGUGGUGGGAUGCGCGCAGGCUGCGGGGCUAUGUGUGGAUGGACACACCGGAUCUCACCAAGAACAACUGCACCAAGAGCGCCACGACAGCGCGGGACUCGCUUGCGAAAGUGACCGUUCUUUGGGAGGCGCAUCUGACGGAGACCCUGCGCUCGCUCAACCGCACGUGCGGCACCGGGAAGAAGGUCGACUACUCGUGGAUGGAUGUGCCCGACCCGGAACUGCCCCCGGUGCUGUACUCGGCAAACUUCUCGCAGUACGCUUACACGCAUCCGACGGGGCUGCGGAGCGCGAUCCGGGUCGCGCGGGUGGCUGUGGAGAUGUACAGACAAGAUCACCAGAGUGACGUGCUGUGGUACGUGAUGGGCGAUGACGACACCGUGUUCUGCCCGCCCAACCUGGCCGCCGUCCUCUCCAAGUACGACCCCCGCGAGCUGGUCUACAUUGGCGCGCCGAGCGAGUCGCACCUGCAGAACGUCGAGUUCAGCAAUGAGAUGGGCUACGGCGGGGGGGGGUUCGCCAUCAGCGUCGCGCUAGCGGCGCGGCUGAGCGACAUUCAGGACGAGUGCCUGCACCGCUACCCGGAGGUCUACGGCAGCGACGCGCGCGUGCAGGCGUGCCUCGCGGAGCUCGGCGUGCAUAUGCGCAAAGAGCGCGGGUUCCACCAGUACGACCUACUGGGCAACGUGGCGGGCGCUCUGGAGGGCCACCCCGUGACGCCCUUCCUGUCGAUGCACCACGUGGCAGUGUUCCAGCCGGUGUUCCCGCAGCGCAGCGCCAUGGCCGCCCUCGCACAGCUGACGGCCACCAUGAAGCGCCACCCGCGCGAGUUCCUGCAGCAGACCAUGUGCCUCAACCAGGCGGAGAAGUUUUCCAUCUCGAUCGCAUGGGGGUAUUCGGUGCGGUGGUACCCCGACUUCAUCCGGCCCACUGAUCUGGAGAGGCCGCAGCGGACUUUCCGGGCGUGGAACCGGGGCCGAGAACCGUUUGACUUUGAUAUGGAUACAAGAAACACGCCGGUAACGACGUGUCGUGUACCAUCGCUUUUUCACGCGUCAGGAGCGGCUUCGCGGUGGGUGGAUGGGCAACUUCUGUUGGAAACGACCUAUACUCGGACCGUUACAGACUGGACGGAACAGAGCACGACAGAGGAGGGGCCGGUGAGGGGGGGCAGGAUGCGGACAGUGUCGAAGGCAUGUUCGGAGGGAGAAGUGCAUAUUCCACAGAGGGAGGUGACUGAGAUUCGGAUUGUGGCCCCACCAUUGACGGAUGCUUGGGUGCUCGCACCUCGAAGACAAUGUUGUCAAAGCGUUGAGAUUAUUGACGAGAGAACAGCGGAGAUCAGGCUUGAUACUUGCAGGGAAGGUCAACUAGUAAGCUGAACCUGCCGCUUACUGAUUUGUCUGCUCAGGUGCUUUCUCCUACGCUUUGAGACUUGUGAUAGUCAAACUUGAAUGCAGCUCGGCUCGAUCCACCG
This is a messenger RNA of Klebsormidium nitens, 3052 nucleotides long. The record is from the annotation of a GenBank genome assembly. Lineage: Eukaryota; Viridiplantae; Streptophyta; Klebsormidiophyceae; Klebsormidiales; Klebsormidiaceae.